Messenger RNA from Setaria italica (foxtail millet), 1185 nucleotides. RefSeq lists its product as uncharacterized. The coding region runs from base 198 to 716 and encodes 172 amino acids. The transcript has a single exon. The record is from RefSeq and is a predicted model, not a curated record. Lineage: Eukaryota; Viridiplantae; Streptophyta; Magnoliopsida; Poales; Poaceae.
GUUGAUAGCUGCAGGAGUGCAAAACAAAAGCAAGCCACCGAUACGCCAUGGCCCCUAGGAAAGCUCUCUUGUUGCUAUUGUUGAUUGCCUCCUCCCCCACUCCGUAUAUAUCCCACGCUCUUGAAAACGAACCCAAAAGCCGGAAACCAAUCUCGCCUCACCCUCUCUCCCGGGUAUCUAGCUAGUUUCUCCGAGCCAUGGCCGCCGCGCAGCCGCACGUAGCCCCGCGCCGGCAUCCGCCGCCGCCAGCGGCACCGUCGCAGGCGCCGGCCGCGCGGCCACCGCGGCUCCCGUGCAAGCGGGGUCGCGCCGACGCCGUCGCCGUCGCCCACGGCAGGAAGCAGGAGAGGGUGGCGGAGUCUUGCUGCCCGUCGUCGGACCAGGAUCAGGAGCUGGAGCUGGUGCUGGUCGAGGACGACAGCGGAGACGAGGAUGGCGGAUGCGGCAGCUUCGUCGCCGGUGGCUGUGGGGGACAGGAAGACGACGAGGAGACCGAGGAGAGCAGGAGCGUCGUCGAUUGGUGGCGCCAUCACGAGAGCAGCGGCGGCGGCGGCGGCGGCCGCUGCUCCCUCUGGGCGAACGGGGGCACGGCGGCCGAGGGCGGACUACGCGCCGGCAGCGAGCGCGACGACGAGGACCCCAAGGUGGCGGCGGCCAGGCGGCAGGAGGAAGACCGCAAGUUCUGGGAGGCGUGCCUGGCGUCGGGCUACCCCUGAGGCUUGGAUCGCGGCCAGAUCAGUGGCCGCGCCAGUCAGCCGGCCUCAGCAAGUUUGGGCUUGGGACGUCGUUGCAAGUUACUGCAACAGUAGCGUGUGUAUUUGGCGUCAGCAAAAUUCAUUCAUCAAAAAAGAUGCAGGUUUGCAGUUGCAGUAACAGACCUAGUAGCUUAGUGAUUCUUUCGUUCAGAAAGUCGUGUGCACUCUGUAUCUAUUUCUUGCACUUCACUUUGGGUUAUUUUUUCUCUUCGUGGUGCAAGACAGGGGCAAAAAAAAAAUGAACACCACACGUGUAGUUAAAAAUAUACAGGGGCUAACAUAUGCUUGUCACUCUAGAGAUUUUGCUGCCAGUGGAAAGAAAGCAUUUCUUUUCAGUAGCCAGUUUAAAAGGAAAGGUGCCCUUUAGUGUAUGUCAACUGUUUCUAGAAUUCCCAACAGGAAAAAAGUACACCUUGUGCAUUUGUUAAAA